Molecule: messenger RNA, 1920 nt
Organism: Aspergillus steynii IBT 23096
Lineage: Eukaryota; Fungi; Ascomycota; Eurotiomycetes; Eurotiales; Aspergillaceae
Product: LSB5 family protein
Exons: 4
Coding region: 421-1629 (402 amino acids)
Biological process (GO): endocytosis; actin cortical patch localization; actin filament organization
Cellular component (GO): actin cortical patch
Molecular function (GO): ubiquitin binding; phosphatidylinositol binding
Source: RefSeq, a predicted model, not a curated record
CUCGUCCGGAGGCCUCACCGUCGAUCUGCACGAGCUUGUUUUCCGAGUUGGGGUUUCAUUCUGGGAGGGGUUCAGCGCGUUAGGCUGCUCAUCGCCAACGGAAAACAAAACCCACUUCAACUGGGUCUAACACGUCACCGUCUGGCUAUUGCCAUUGCCAUUGCCAUUGUCCCUCUACCAUCCGCAACUAUUAAAGGGAAAUCCCGACCGGCUCUGUGCGAGAUAAAGAAAAGGGAGUCAGGUCACCUGGCGGGGUCAUCAUUUUCUUCAUUGCUUUCAACCGUCGGGCUUGGCUUGAUUGUGGACUGUGGACUUGGAUGCGGGGAUACUGUUUAUCAACAUCCAGCACGUGGGCUAUUGUCAGAUACUGCAUCCUGAAAUUGUAUAGCAAUCUAUCGGAGAGACUGCAUUCUUAUCACCAUGUUCCACUCGUCGAAACCGUACUCGGCCGUGACCGUGCAGAUUGAAGUUCUUACGAGCGAACAAUAUGAGGUCGAAGACUCCAGUGGAAUCGUUGAUCUUAUAGAAGCUGUGACUAUCCAGGGCAGCGGCCCGACCGAGGCUAGUCGGGCUCUGCGCAAGAAGCUAAAAUAUGGAAAUCUCCAUCGUCAACUGAGAGCGCUUACGAUCCUCGACUUUCUGAUCCAAAAUGCCGGGGACCGUUUUCUGCGCGAGUUUGCCGACGAGCCAUUGCUAGAGCGAUUGCGAAUUGCCGCCACCGACUCGGUUUCCGACCCUCUUGUGAAGCAAAAGUGCAAACAGCUUUUCGGACAAUGGGCAGCAAGUUAUAAAAACACCCCGGGCAUGGGAGGAAUCACGGCUCUCUAUAGACAGCUACCCAAGCGCAAGCAACCGGCCAACCAGGCCAAGGCCAAGGUUUUAAGGGAUGCCAACCCUUCCGAUGAGCCUCCUUUGGGUCAUACGGUGUCGAUUUCUGCCGGAGAUGGCCCAUCUACCGUUCUCAGUGGUCCCAAACAUAAGCACUCGUCGAGCAAAUCCCUCAAGAAGGAGAAGAAAGAUAAGAAGGAGAAAAGGAUCCGGGCUCCCUUCAACCUGGAGAAAGAAAAGCCGGAAAUCUUACAGACGCUUGCCUCUUCAUCGGUUGCCAGCACGAACCUCCUGAAUUCCCUGAAGCUUGUCAACCGUGAAACGCACCGGGUGAGCGAAGAUGCCGAGGUCCUCAACCGAUUCGAAACAUGCAAGCAACUCAGACGCCAAAUCCUUCGAUACAUUCAAAAUGUGGAGAGUGAGGAAUUCCUGGGAAGUUUGAUUCACGCCAACGAGGAGCUGGUCACUGCCUUGAUGGCAUUCGAGGUCUUGGACAAGAGCGUGGACUACGAUAGCGAUAGUGACCAGGAUGUGCUUGAGACAGGAUGGACUCCUGACCGCGAUGAUGUCAACGAAUCCUUCGCGGGUCUCGUUAUCAACCUACCCAAACCUCCUCGGCCUGCGCGGCCGCUAAGCAUCAGCGUCCCGUCCUCGUCUUCUCAGCAAGCCCGACGGGCCAAUGACAGCGACAGCGACUCGGAAACUGACGAGGACGACGACGAGGACAAUCCUUUCGGAGACCGUAAUGAGAUCCGCACACCUGGUGUUGAGAAGUUCCAACCUACUUGGAAAGAGGUUUAAUUAUACGGCACCCGACAUAGGAGGACCAACCCCCGUUUCCAGCAGUUUUCGCAGAAUGGCAUUGAUUAUUAUCCCCGGUUCUAUAACCCUAUUUUCUCACGAUACAUGAUAAGCAACGAUGGUUAGGCUCCGCGGAGUGGAUUGAUUGUUCGCAUGGAUUGACUGGUUUUCAAUCCAUGAUGACAUGUACCAUUAUCUUCUCUAUUUCUUGAUUUUUAUGUUUUCUUUUUCUUUUCUUCAAGACCAAGAAUUACGAUACCAAUCUCAUUUACGUUUAAAGGCGUAGCAAAG